AUGAAUCGUCAACCUACAAGAGAGGAUAUUCAAAGAGCGAUUCAACGCUGGCAUCAAAUGAAACAACAAUAUGGAGACCAAGUUCAACUUAAUCCUGAAUUUGUUAAAUUAACCAAGUUCUUGAAUACUUUGAAAAUGCAACAACAACGUUUUCAGCAACAAUACCAACAACAACAACAACAACAACAACAACAACAACAGCAGCAGCAGCAGCAGCAGCAGCAACAACAACAACAACAACAACAGCAACAACAAAGUCUAAACCAUUCACAACAAUCGCCAUUGCUACAAAAUGCACAGGGCCAAACUCCACAACAACCUCCAACUCCUCAACAGUUUUCUAAUUUCAAUCAAAACGGUUAUAAUGGUCAACAGUUUUCUUCUCAAGUACACUCACCUGCUAUUGGUGGGUCUUUAUCGACUUCAGGACAUGGAACCCCAUUAGUUACAAAUGCCAAUUUGAUGACAGGAAAGAAAAAUACAAGGACACCAAAUGCCCAAUUUGGUAACCAGACGGCUGCUGGAACACCAUUACAACAACAACAACAACAGCCUUUCCCUCAUGGAAACAAUUCGAAUCCUAUGCUAAACCAGACGGCUCAGCAACCACCACAAUCUCAACAACGUCAACAAAACCAACCACCAAGUCCCCAAUCAGCAUUCACUAAUCAACAAUUCCAAUUAUUGAAAUCUCAGCUUCAAGCAUUCAAGUAUUUUGUGAGAGCUCCUGGUCAGGGUCAAGGUCAAAUACCACAAAACUUAAUAGCAUAUGUUUCGAAUCCAUCAUCUGCUAUGGCCAAUGAUAUGUACUUACCAGCAGUGAACCGGCCUCAAACUAAUGGUAUGGAUCGUACAAUGCAAAUGCCACAAUCAAUACCUUCACAACCACAACAAUAUGCCCUUCAACAACAAAACGAUUUGCUGAACCUGAAUCCAAAGUCAACUGGAGGCACCCCUGAAAUCCCAGAAAAGAAAAAAGGAAAGCGUGGACCUAAACCAAAGAAUCCGAAAAAACCUACAAAGAAACAGUUGAGAGAAGAAGAACAGAGACUUGCAUUGGAAAAACAAAGACAAGAACUUGAACAAAAUAGACUCAAGAGUAGUGCUCCUCAAGCAUUCCCGCCUCAAGCAGGUUUACAAGGACAAGCUCCUUUCCCACCACAACCACCACAGCAGUCACAACAACAUGUACCUCAACCACCUCCAGCAUCAACUUCAUCUAGUCCACCCGGUGGGUUGCCACAGCUGCAACCGCAACCGCAACAGCAACAGCAACAGCCAUCUCGUCCAAUUACUAAACCUGCCACACCUCAACCUUUAUUCCCUGAUCCAUCUCCUCCAGUGAAUAUAAAGAGUGUAGUACCCGACAAAGCAAACAACAAGAAGGUAAUAAUACCGGUAACUAAACCAAAUAUUGAAGUAGACACCUUCGAGUUAUUUGACAUUAUCAGUGAUGAGGUGAAAGAUAUACCGUUUAAUACUUUAUAUGCUCCACAGAGUAGAUUUCAGAUCCCUUCGUUUUUGCCUGAUGGUAUAAAUAUGGAAGAUAUUUAUGUGAACAGAGAAGGAUAUAUGCAAAUUACAAUAGAACAAGAGAAGGAGAGAUUAAGAAAACAAAUUGACAGUUUGAAUGAAAAAGACACUGAAAAGAAAUUGGAACUUGAAACACAAUUAAGUCAAUUGGAAUUGAUUCCUUAUCAGAAAGAUUUACGUGGUAAAGUUCUUAUACAAUCUUGGUUUGGGAAAUCAUUACUUCCUAAUUCACAUCCAAACUUUUUAGCAAGAUUCAGUUCAUUAUCUAUGGACAGUGUUCAUAUGACAACAGAUUUAUACCGACUCCAAUUGGAAUCCAUGAUGAGAGAACAAAAUAAGAAACAUGGCAAAACUAUUGAAGAAAUCAUAAAUUUCAGUGAUCGAAGUAGCAUCAAAGCCGUCAAGAAAUCAGACCGGUUGUCAAGGUUUAUGACUAAAAUUAAUAAUUUCCAUAAUCAAACUGCCAAGGAAGAACAGAAAAAGUUGGAAAAAAUGGCUAAACAACGUUUGCAAGCAUUGAAACUGAAUGAUGAAGAAGCUUAUUUGAAAUUGUUGGAUCAUACAAAGGAUACAAGAAUUACCCAUUUAUUAGAACAAACAAAUCAAUUUUUGGACUCUUUGGCUCUUGCAGUGCAAAGUCAACAAAAAGAGGCUCAGGACAAUUUAGCAUAUUCAGGUCGUGCCAUAGAACCAGCAUCAGUUGAACCCCUUGAUGAUGAGAAGAGAGAAAAAAUUGAUUAUUAUAAUGUUGCUCAUAGAAUUAAAGAAGAAGUCACCAAGCAACCUUCAAUAUUGGUUGGGGGUACUUUGAAGGAGUAUCAAUUGAAAGGUUUACAAUGGAUGGUUUCAUUGUUUAAUAAUCAUUUGAACGGUAUCUUGGCAGAUGAGAUGGGUUUGGGUAAAACAAUUCAAACUAUUUCAUUACUCACAUAUCUUGUGGAAGUGAAAAAAAUUCCUGGUCCAUUUUUAGUAAUUGUUCCCUUAUCAACAGUAACCAAUUGGAAUUUAGAAUUUGAAAAAUGGGCUCCCUCAAUUAAAAAAAUUACCUAUAAAGGUACUCCAAAUCAACGUAAAGUGAUGCAACACGAUAUCAGAACCGGGAAUUUCCAAUUAGUAUUGACGACAUUUGAAUAUGUUAUUAAAGAUAAAGGAUUAUUGGGUAGAAUCAAAUGGGUCCAUAUGAUUAUUGAUGAAGGUCAUCGUAUGAAGAAUGCUAAUUCGAAAUUAUCUGAGACAUUGACACAAAAUUACCAUAGUGAUUAUCGUUUGAUUUUGACUGGUACUCCAUUGCAAAAUAACUUACCAGAAUUAUGGGCCUUGUUAAAUUUUGUUUUACCCAAAAUUUUCAACUCUGUGAAAUCAUUUGAUGAAUGGUUCAAUACACCAUUUGCCAAUACUGGUGGUCAAGAUAAGAUAGAAUUGACAGAAGAAGAAACAUUGUUGGUGAUUAGAAGAUUGCAUAAAGUUUUAAGACCGUUCCUUUUAAGAAGAUUAAAGAAAGAUGUUGAAAAAGAUUUACCAAACAAGGUGGAAAAAGUUGUCAAAUGUAAAUCAUCGGCAUUGCAAUCUAAAUUAUAUCAACAAAUGUUGAGGUAUAAUAUGUUGUAUGCUGGAGAUCCUGCCAAUGGAUCAGUGCCCGUUGCUAUAAAAAACGCCAACAAUCAAAUAAUGCAAUUGAAAAAAAUUUGUAAUCACCCUUUUGUUUAUGAAGAAGUUGAGAAUUUGAUUAAUCCUAAUAUUGAAACCAACGAUCAGAUUUGGAGAGUAGCUGGUAAAUUUGAAUUAUUAGACAAAGUCUUACCUAAAUUCAAAGCUACUGGUCAUAAAGUUUUGAUUUUCUUCCAAAUGACUCAAAUUAUGAAUAUCAUGGAAGACUUUUUACGAUUCAGAGGUAUGAAAUAUAUGAGAUUGGAUGGUGGAACCAAAGCUGAUGAUAGAACUGAUUUAUUGAAAAGUUUUAAUGCCCCAGAUUCUGAUUAUUUUUGUUUUCUUUUAUCCACUCGUGCUGGUGGGUUAGGUCUUAAUUUACAAACUGCCGAUACAGUCAUUAUUUUUGAUACUGAUUGGAAUCCUCAUCAAGAUUUACAAGCUCAAGAUAGAGCCCAUCGUAUUGGUCAAAAGAAUGAAGUUAGAAUAUUAAGAUUGAUUACGGAAAACUCGGUGGAAGAAAUGAUUUUGGAAAGAGCUCAUAAAAAGUUGGAGAUUGAUGGUAAAGUGAUUCAAGCCGGUAAAUUCGAUAACAAAUCCACUGCUGAAGAACAAGAAGCUAUGUUAAGAGCAUUAAUAGAAAAAGAAGAUGAACGUAGACAGAAAGGUGGUACCGACGAAGAAGAAGAAGAUUUGGAUGAUGAUGAAUUGAAUCAAAUUAUUGCCAGAAAUGAAAACGAGUUGGUGGUGUUUAGGAAAAUGGAUGAAGAAAGAUACCUUGCUACCAAGAAUGCUCCAUACCCAUCCAGAUUGUAUACCGAGGAAGAGUUGCCUGAAAUUUAUAAGAUAGAUCCAGAAGAACUUUUCAAGAAAGAAGACGUUGCGCUGGAGGAGUAUGGUCGUGGUGCUAGAGAAAGGAAAAUAUUACAAUAUGAUGAUAAUUUAACUGAAGAGCAAUGGUUGAAGAAAAUUGAAGGUAUGGUAUCUGACGACGAUGAUGACAAUGACGAUGGCGAUGGCAAUGUUGAUAUGAGUGAUUCUGAAAUGGAAGCCAAGCCGAAGAAACCGAAAGGAAGAAGAGGUCGGAAACCCAAGGUUGCACGUGUUGAAGAUGAAGAAAGUCAAACUGAAUCGGAUGUUAUUUCUGUUAAGCGUCAAUUUCCUGAAGAUGCAGAUGACUUUAUACCACCAAAGAGACAGAAAUCUGCUACACCAGGUGGCACUACUACUUCGGGUAGAGGCAGAGGUAGGGGCCGUGGUAGAGGUCGUGGACGUGGAAGAGGCAGAGGCAGAGGAUCUUUGUUGUCUCGUUAUACACCUUCUGUAGACCCCUUAACUGCAGACGAGAGAUCUACUUUACAAAAUCAAAUUGAAAACAUAUUGGGGUUGAUCAUUAAUUAUAAGAAUGAACAUGAUAGAGUAUUGAGUGAAUUGUUUUUGGUGAAGCCACCCAAGAGAUUUUACCCUGAUUACUAUGUUUUGAUAAAGCAUCCAAUUGCACUUGACGUGAUUAAAAAGAGAACAGCGUCAAAAUCUUACAGCAAGAUUAGGGAAUUUUUGGAGGAUAUUCAUUUGAUGUUCACCAACGCCAAGAUAUAUAAUGAAGAAGGUUCAAUUGUUUAUCAAGAUGCAGCAUUCUUGGAAAGAUUAUCAAUGGACAAAUUCAAAGAAUUAUCAGCCAAUCUUUCAGAAGACGAAAUCAAUAAGAUUUUGGAUUUCGCUGAGUUUGACGAAAUGUUUAGUUUAAAACCAUUAGUUCCUUCAACUGCUAUCAAACAUCCAAUUGAAGCUAAAUUAGAGAAAAUAGAUAAAGGUGAAGCAAUUGACAGUCCAUUACUCAAUGCUUCUACCACUGCUGGAACAGAAGAGUCUACACCAGCAAAUUUUGAUUGA
This is a messenger RNA of Candida albicans SC5314, 5073 nucleotides long. It is a transcript of the gene SNF2, whose product is annotated as SWI/SNF catalytic subunit. Bases 1 to 5073 code for a protein of 1690 amino acids. NCBI's taxonomy places the organism in Eukaryota, Fungi, Ascomycota, Pichiomycetes, Serinales, Debaryomycetaceae. The transcript has a single exon. Gene Ontology annotation, cellular component: nucleus. Gene Ontology annotation, molecular function: ATP-dependent chromatin remodeler activity; ATP binding; DNA binding. Gene Ontology annotation, biological process: positive regulation of transcription by RNA polymerase II. The record is from RefSeq and is a predicted model, not a curated record.